Messenger RNA from Plodia interpunctella (Indianmeal moth), 1757 nucleotides. RefSeq lists its product as uncharacterized. Bases 226 to 1023 code for a protein of 265 amino acids. The transcript has 3 exons. The record is from RefSeq and is a predicted model, not a curated record. NCBI's taxonomy places the organism in Eukaryota, Metazoa, Arthropoda, Insecta, Lepidoptera, Pyralidae.
AUGUGACGUAUCGUGUCGAUAGGUUUAUCUGCCUACAAUACCAAUAGUGUUACGAUAAUAAAUAGAUCGUAUAUUUUAUUCGAUAUAAUUUUCUCUUCUCUUUCUCACUCGAGAGUGAUCUAUCGAUACCUAACGUCAACAUCACAUCACUAAAGCCAACGUCAAACAUCAUUUUAUUAUGAUCGCCUGUAAUGGCCGACGAUUGCGAGUGUGCGUCCAAUAAAUAUGGCUAACGGGUGGACAAAUGAAGAAACAUUCAAGUUUAUAGAACUUUACCAAUCUUCUCCUGAAAUUUGGAAUCCUAAACAGAAACAUCACAAAGAUAAAGUUAAGGUCAACAAUGCAUGGAAACGUAUGUCCGAAGAGAUGAAAGUGACAGUGACGGAAUUAAAGAGGAAAAAGGAGACUCUUCUGGCGGCCUACCGUCUAAAUCACCGGAAGGUACUCGCAUCUUACCAGGCUGGAGACGACGAGGUGUUCAAACCGCCGUGGAUUUAUUACGACGCCUUGGCAGCAUUUAUGAAUAAUGUAUACGAAUGCAAGUCUACUUUGAUGUCAAAGGAAGACUUCUGUGUAUUGAAGGAGGACAGUUCUGAUACGAAAGACGACACAGACGAUCCAUUAGACACAAAGUCUCAACAGCUACAAGAGUCGAAAAUAUCGUCACAAGUGUCCAUACCGACACACAAGCGACUCGGAGUCCCACAAAAGAGGGAAGACGACGAUUGUGACCUGUACGGCAGACUACUAGCAAAAAUGCUAAGGGAAUUUAGUGAGAUUGACCGGUUAGAACUUAGACAUGAGAUAGACGGAUUGAUUAUCAAGAAGAAACGUUUGUUAAGUAACCCUAGUGAAGCAGAUUCUCAAUAUGUAACCGAUGAGCCGACACAUAGCAUUUAUUCCGAGCUGUCAACUGAUGAUUUUCCAACAUCUCCUUAUAUCCAUGAAAGCCGUGCUGUGUAUAAGCCUUCAUCAUCAAAAAGGGCUUCUCCCGCGCUCAGAGAAUCGAGUCUUAACAAAUAACCAGCGUGUGCACGCGGCUUCGCCUGCGUUUAUUACGUGCGUCUACUAGUAACUUAUUGCUAACAAUAUCUCCAGUUCUAAGCAACGUAUCGCGAUGUAACCUAUACAAGAUUUUAAGUGCGAUCAUAUGCUAUAUACAAUGUCAAAACCGCAUCAAAUUCCAUCCGGCAGUUUUUGCGUGAUGUGCGAACAUACAGACAGAAACUGGCUUCAGACCUUUUAAUAUCACCUAUGUACAGACAUAGCCCACAUAUUUUUAUUAUAUGUAUCAUUCGCGGCUGUGAUGCCGCCGUUAGAUUAAAUGUUUUACAUUCAAUUUGUAUGAAUAAAUCAAUGGACAACACUCAACAGCCCACAUUUAGCACUAAACGCGUAUGGCGUGUCCGAUGGAUGAUAUUUGCACGCACUGGGAAUCGAACCCAGGACCUCCAUAUGUGUCGCCCCUGCCUUAGUAAUUUACAGAUUGUAUAAUCGCGACGAAAUAUAAAUCGAACAGUCAUAAACGCGUACCGUGCUUGUGUGAGUUGAGACGCCGGGGUUGGCGCCAUAAUCGCAGUGCAAUCGGGAAAGUAUGAAGCGGCUCGCGCGCCUACUCUCUUUCCUGUAAUUGAGGGACCGUUUUAAAUGACAGGGAGGACAGGGAGUGGCCGUACUUUAGUACUGUAUUUUUUUUAUUAUUCUGUUGUAACAAUUGUAAUUAAGUUUUAUGUGUCGAAUAUAGAUAUUUUUACAAA